AACAGUAAUAGCCACGGCAACAACAAUAACUUCAACAGCAACAACUGCAGCAGCACAUACCAGAGUUAGCCAAUUGAGGCUCACUAACCAAGCGACAACAAGCAUGUUACUUUUGCAACCCAAUAGCUCCUUCAGUUCACUCUCGCCGUUUGACAACUUCUCAACGCAACCAGCGACGACGACGUCCUCUAGCAACACCAGCAGCUCACACCAUCAUCUCCACCAUCAGCACCACCUACAGCAGCAACAGCAACAGCAUCAGCAGCAUCAGCAGCAGCAGCAUCAGCAGAUACUGCAGCAGCAGCAACAACAACAGUUGCCACAAUUGCUGCCCGCGUCCAGUCAGGACACGCUGUUGUCCCAUGAGGAGGACCAACUGAUUAGCAAUCUGACCGACGCAGCUGUCUCCCACACCGAGCUCUUUUCGGAUCUUUUCUUUCCCUCGGACUCCAACAACUCGCUCCUAUCGCCUGUCUUGGAUCAGUCGACCGCCAGCUACACCGAAUCCCACACCACUCCGAGCAAUUUGCACUCCCCCUGCGAUACCUUGGUUGGUAGCAGCGAAGACAUCACCAACUCCAUUGCAAACCUCACUAAGUUGACCUGCCUACGCGACAAACGUCUACCCUCCAUACCUGAACAGCCGGCCAGCUCGGGGGCUCACGAGCAUAACUUGUUGUCCUUUGAGCGCAGCGUACCGCAGGAGUUGGGUUUGUUGAGCCUGCGCUCCAGCAGCGAUCCGGCCAUUGCUCUCCACGCACAACAGCAACAGCAGCAGCAGGAACACUUUCAGCGUCACGGUGCCACAGACCUCUUGAUCUCACCCAUAGCCGGUCCGCUCUCUUGCGGCAGCUCCUUGCCCAGCUUCCAGGAGACAUACUCCCUGAAGUACAACAGCAGCGGCAGCAGUCCUCAGCAGGAGGGGGGCACCCCCACGGGCACGCCCACUGAUCAGGUGCUCACGCUCAAAAUGGAUGAGGAUUGCUUUCCAUUGACUACAGUCGCUGAGGUCAUGUCCGGCCUUAAUGCCAGUCAUGGCCAGCUCCAACAUAUGCACCAGCUUCAGCAGCAACAACAGCAACAGCAGCAGCAACAGCAGCAACAGCACCAACAACAACCGCUUAUGCCACAUCCUAGUGGCAGCAGCAGUAACAACAACAACAACAGCAACUCUUCAUAUAACUAUCAUGGUCAUUUCAAUGCAAUCACCACGACUUCCAAUCCAUCGCCAACAUCCUCGGCCUCGUCCUUGUACGAGUUCAAUAUGGGAAGUGGCUCCAACAAUGGCAGUCGCGAGCAGUUGCCAAGCUUCUCAAACACAGAUGGCUUUUAUCAGCAGACCUACCAGCAACAAAACUAUGCUUCGCACAAUGGCGAACGCUAUUCCUUACCGACAUUUCCCACCAUUUCGGAGCUGGAAGCGGCAACCGCUGCUGUGGCCGCUGCCGCCGCAGGCGUUAACGCCACUUCAAUGCCACCUGUACGCCGUGCUUCGUUGCCAGUGCAGCGUUCCGCUUCACCCACUUCCGCCACUCAAAGUCCCAAGCUGGCCAAGCUUACGUUGGGCGCACGACAUGCCGUUGCCGCUGCAGCGCUUCAGUUGUCCAGUGCACCCAACUCGGCGGCUAGUUCCCCUGCCAGUUGCCGCCAGCAGUUGACGCCGUCAACACACAAUGUCGCUGGAGAUCUGCUGAAUGGUGGACGCAUCCUGCAGUCCUCCUCACAGCUGUGCGCUGUUUGUGGGGAUACUGCUGCCUGCCAGCACUACGGCGUGCGCACCUGUGAGGGCUGCAAGGGCUUCUUCAAGCGAACCGUUCAGAAGGGUUCCAAGUACGUCUGUCUGGCGGACAAGAACUGUCCAGUAGACAAGCGACGACGCAAUCGCUGUCAAUUCUGUCGCUUCCAGAAGUGUUUGGUCGUCGGCAUGGUUAAGGAGGUGGUGCGUACGGAUUCGUUGAAGGGUCGACGUGGUCGCUUGCCUUCUAAGCCCAAGUCGCCACAGGAGUCGCCACCAUCACCACCGAUUUCACUGAUAACAGCACUAGUGCGCAGUCAUGUAGAUACUACUCCGGAUCCCUCUUGCCUGGACUACACACAUUACGAGGAGCCAGACAUCAGCACGUCGCCCAGCGGUGGUCUGGGCAUGACCGAAGCCGACAAAGUGCAACAGUUCUAUCAGUUGCUCACCAGCUCCGUGGAUGUCAUCAAGCAGUUUGCCGAAAAGAUACCCGGCUACAAUGAUCUCUUGCCAGAGGACCAGGAGUUGCUCUUUCAGUCCGCCUCCCUGGAGCUUUUCGUCCUACGCCUAUCGUACCGGGCGCGCAGCGACGACGACAAGCUCAUCUUCUGCAAUGGCAUUGUGCUCCAUCGGACCCAAUGCCAGCGCUCGUUCGGGGACUGGCUCGGCGGCAUAAUGGAGUUCAGUCGCAGCUUGCACAAUCUUGAGAUUGAUAUUUCGGCAUUUGCCUGCCUCUGUGCGCUGACUCUGGUAACAGAACGACAUGGCCUGCGAGAGCCCAAGAAGGUAGAGCUGUUGCAAAUGAAGAUUAUCGGCAGUCUGCGCGAUCAUGUCACGUACAAUGCCGAGGCCCAGAAGAAACAACACUACUUCAGUCGGCUGCUCGGAAAAUUGCCCGAGCUGCGGUCACUGAGUGUCCAGGGUCUACAGCGAAUAUUUUAUUUAAAACUCGAGGAUCUAGUACCGGCGCCCGCUCUCAUCGAGAACAUGUUCGUCACAACUUUGCCCUUCUAAGCGAGAAGAAGGUCGGUUCUAUCCACUUCGCUUCCUUACCAUACCAUAGUGUUAAGUAAGAGGAUGCUUCGCAAUGCCCCCCUGGAAUAGUUUAAGUCCGUAAGAUAAGCUAAAUAUAAAUAAAUCUAUGGAAAACAAAAGAAAUCAAGUGCAAGUAGUAGUUCGCCGCACCCCCAAAUAGACACUAAACUAUCGUAUGUGUAUACCUGUCUUCAGGGACCUGUCAUUAGUUGCAGCUGCACCCGCCUAACUAAGCACUAUUGAACCAAUACAUAAUUACUAUCCUAGUUCAUGAAUUUUUCAGUUUUGUUGUGGCGAGUGAGGUUACGGUUUUGUAUUCGUGACUUGUCAGUGAACCACCAUCUACCACUCAGCUGGGGAAUUCACAACUUGUUGACGUUAAUUGUUAAAUUGUUUAAUUCCAACUGUCAAAAUCAAUAGGCAAGCAAAUUGUCUGCUUCUGACACGCACAUACGAGAACUCGAAGGCGGCUCAAAUAAUGUACUUACUAUUGUAUAUACGUAAAUGCAGAGAUACUUACCACCCCGCAUGUUGUGCUCGUCCUUGAGGACUACUAUACAUACAAGUACAUAGUAUACGUACAUACGAGUAUGUAGAAAAUUAUUUAUGUUUAAAUAAUAUUGCCCACUCUUGCGUUUCACUAACUUCUAGUCAAUCGUUUUAAGUUGUAAGAGCAUGCAGCUAGCUUACUAUAUUACUUAAAUAGUUCAUAAUCAAUAGAAUUAAGGACUGAGCUGAUGUUCAGAUCUGAGCUCACCCAACAUAAUUCCCCACACACACACACACACAUAUUUGAAGAGUUAAAUGUCCAAAAAUGUACACCCACUAAAGUAUUCGCUAUAGCAUACGCAUAUUUAUACGAUAUAGGAUUUUCGGUUCGAUUUAUAACUGCACAACAAGUGCACAA
Messenger RNA from Scaptodrosophila lebanonensis, 3680 nucleotides. It is a transcript of the gene Hr38, whose product is annotated as probable nuclear hormone receptor HR38. Gene Ontology annotation, biological process: cellular response to corticotropin-releasing hormone stimulus; regulation of transcription by RNA polymerase II; retinoic acid receptor signaling pathway. Gene Ontology annotation, cellular component: transcription regulator complex; nucleus. The transcript has 4 exons. NCBI's taxonomy places the organism in Eukaryota, Metazoa, Arthropoda, Insecta, Diptera, Drosophilidae. Bases 104 to 2752 code for a protein of 882 amino acids. The record is from RefSeq and is a predicted model, not a curated record. Gene Ontology annotation, molecular function: RNA polymerase II cis-regulatory region sequence-specific DNA binding; nuclear receptor activity; zinc ion binding.